Haemonchus placei is the source of this 1083-nucleotide messenger RNA. The record is from the annotation of a GenBank genome assembly. Lineage: Eukaryota; Metazoa; Nematoda; Chromadorea; Rhabditida; Trichostrongylidae.
AUGCUGCCUCCAUCACAGCGUUGCAAAGACCAAACGACGAAAGCCCCAACCGGACCGUUCAAGAGAGAUCAUCUUUUGAAGUAUUUAGAAGAGCAGGCGAAAAAUGAAAAGGACUGGGAAGAUGUGGUACCGUUUUCGCUUGGAACGAAACGCGGCAAAGUUUGGGAAGGCGAUAGUGGUCGUGAAUCCGCUGAUGAUGGCACGACGUCGGAAGAACAUCCAGCGUCAAGGAUCGCUCGAAUGGAGAUGCCGAUAGAACUAGAUUUGGAUGAUGACGAUGAUCUUGAUGAAGCCCUGGAUGGCGCUCCUGAACGAGAUCUCGUAGAUCUGGCCGGAAUCCUAGGUAUGCAUAACAUUCUGAAUCAACCGCAAUACUAUAAUGCGCUGAAAGGGAAGCAACAAGAUGAUAGCACGGGUACAACGUUUGCGACUAUUAUCCGGGCAUAUGAACCGAAAGAGCUUCCAGAUGAACCCGAGAACGAUACCAAUGUUGAUGAGUGCAUCAAGCGGCUGGAGGAGGACGACGAAGACAUGAAAGAGAUCAAUAUCAAUAAUAUGAAACGAAUUUCAAAGGAACAAAUUUCAAGGCUAAUUUCUGCCGCUUGUGAGAGUAAUCAUAUCACUAAGUUAAGUAUGGCAAACACAGCGAUAUCCGAUAAUGAAGCGAGGGGUCUGAUCAAACUUUUGGAGACGUCGACUUCACUGAAAGCGUUGAACAUAGAAUCCAAUUUCAUCACUCCAGAGCUGCUAGCGAAACUUGUUCGAGCCACUCUUGUCACGAAAUCCCUGACAGAUUUCAAAGCAGAGAACCAGCGUCAAUCAGUACUGGGCAAUCAAAUUGAGAUGGAUAUCACGUCAUCAGUGGAAGAGAACGAAUCACUGUUACGAGUGGGUAUUGCAUUUCAAUCAAUGGAAGCCCGUCAUCGUGUAUCUGAUGCUUUGGAAAAGAAUUAUGAACGAGGUUUGGCAUUUACAGUUUUUGCAAUUUUAGCUGUUUUUCGUUUUCUCAUGAUUUUUCAGCCUUAUCUUGAUUUUGGUUGCUCUUACUUCCGAGUUGAGUCCAUAUGCUCAGUGCAGAUGUAA